UUCAAGGAUGAGGAUUCAGGCUGCGGGAGCCUAAAGAACAUGGCGCAAACAAAACGCUGCGCUCCUUGUAAACACGCACUCAGCCGCCUCAUUACCAACUGAAUGGAUGAUGAGCUGUCAGAUAACAAGUCUUGAGGACGCAUGCCAAUUUCCUUUAAUGUUCUCAGCUACUUGUUAAACAUGAAAGUGGGUGGGUGAGGGUAUAUAAGACACCCAUAAUCUCCCAGUAGAAGAAUUUUGUCAUUAACCGGCAGAAAACAUGCGCUCAUUGGGAGCUCUGUGUGUUGCGCUUUACGCGUCGCUGCUGGUGCUGCUGGUUCAUGGAAUUAAUAAAUCCAAAGAUGGAGUUUACAUGAGGGCGCAGAACCGUUUUUCCGCGUUGGACAGAUCAACUGAGAAUCACCUGCCAACCUAUAUGAUGCACCUUUACAGGAAUUUCAAGUCAAACCUCUCCAGGGUUUUGGAUAUAAUGGAGCAAGACGCGGUAAAGCAAGCGGACACAGUGAAGAGCAUGAUGGCGAAAAGGUUGAUGUACAGCCAUGGGCGUUGGAUGGCAACUUUUGACCUCCAUGCUUUGCAAGCUGAUAAACACAUCCAGGCAGCUGAGCUGAGAAUCAGGCCUUCACGGAUACAAAGUGUUUCCAACAUCACAGUGGAGGUGUAUCACCAGGAGCAGGAGCUGGUGGGGCUGCUCACGCAAUCAUCGCUGGUCACUUCAUCUCAGAGCUGGAAGGUGUUCAACAUGACAAGCUCUCUCUUAGGAUGGCUCAGGCAAAAAUCUACGGCAAAAAUUCGACAGAAAAGAGUUUCAAGACACAGGAAAGUGAUAAAGAAAAACAGGGGCCUGUAUAUUCUCGAUCAGCCUUUUCAUGUUGCAAGCUCGAGUAAGGAGCAGGACACGAGGGACCAGGCCUUGCUGGUCAUCUUCUCUCACACAGGGUUUGAUCAGAACUCAAAGGCUAAAGCAAGUUUACUCCAUACAGCUGAACAAUCCAAGUUCUUGUCCCCUGCAGAAAUCAAAAGGAUCCAUUGGCCAAAGAGGCGUAGAAGCAAACGGGGCCAGAGAGAACAAACAAUGAAAAGCCUGCAGGUGUUCAAGAGAGGGGGUGAAAAGUCUGUCUGUGGCAGAGUGGACUUGCAUGUUGACUUUAAUCAAAUUGGCUGGGGAUCCUGGAUCAUCUUUCCUAAAAGAUACAAUGCCUACCGCUGUGAAGGUUCUUGUCCUAGUCCGCUAGGUGAAGACUUAAAUCCAACCAAUCAUGCUUACAUGCAGAGUCUACUGAAGCACCACCAUCCUGAGCGAGUGGCAUCACCAUGUUGUGCCCCAACCAAAAUGAGCCCACUGAGCAUGCUGUACUACGAGAAUGGAAAAAUGCUUCUUCGACACCAUGAAGACAUGAUUGUGGAUGAGUGUGGUUGCCAGUGACCGCCACAACCACCUCCAAGUAUGAACUCUUCUACGAAGUGGCAUAACAUGCUGUAAAGAAGCAAAGCGAAUUCUGAAACACAAAAGAAAAACACUUAGCCAGAAGGAAAAAGCUCUUUGAUAUUUGUCUCUUUGCACUGUGAGAUUACAGUUGAGUUUUGUGCAGAGACAUGACUUUAAUCUGUGAUGUGGGCUCUGGUUUGGAAGAAGGACAAUGGAAAUUAGGAUGUGCUGAAAUAGAAACUCAGAAACAGGUUUCAGCUUUUGUCUUCAUCCACUGCAGAAGUUUAUUCUCCUUAAUUUAUCAGUUUAAUCUGUGUAAACAUGACAUGGCAAUGUUGUUAAAUAUUCCAGCACUGUGUUUAUUAGUGUACAUUACCAUUUUUGCUACUGUAAACUAAUGUAUAUUUAUUGUAAAUAUAAAAAAAAUGUAUUUAUGUUCAUUCUGUGCACUAAUUAGGUAUG
This is a messenger RNA of Melanotaenia boesemani (Boeseman's rainbowfish), 1891 nucleotides long. It is a transcript of the gene ndr2, whose product is annotated as nodal-related 2. The transcript has 3 exons. Gene Ontology annotation, cellular component: extracellular region. Gene Ontology annotation, molecular function: growth factor activity; cytokine activity; type I activin receptor binding. The coding region runs from base 260 to 1426 and encodes 388 amino acids. The record is from RefSeq and is a predicted model, not a curated record. NCBI's taxonomy places the organism in Eukaryota, Metazoa, Chordata, Actinopteri, Atheriniformes, Melanotaeniidae. Gene Ontology annotation, biological process: SMAD protein signal transduction; BMP signaling pathway.